GUGUGGGCGUGCCGCUAAUGCUGACUUACGUCUACGGGGUGGUUCCUAUGUCGCUUUGUAGAAACGGCUGGUGUCGGGCGCAGACUGAGCCCCCCGAGACGCACAAAAUACAGCUGGAAGACCUAGCCAACUAUCUUCUAUUCUCUCAUGUAGUCAGUGAUCACUGGACGGGUCAGAGCAACCCGAAGGUCAGUGACACCAGUGUCCAGGAAGUCAGAGUCAGUGUACAGGAAGUGGGCGUCCUCCCGAGUACGAGCGCCAUGCCCCCAGAACUAGAUAAGUACACGGGAGUGGAAGAAGCUGCCAAAUGCCAUGGACACACCCAUCAGGACAGUCGGUCUGACUGCGAGGUGGUUGUUGUGCCUGACUGCGAGCUUGAUGACACACAAGCAACUAGUUCGAGAGAAAGAACCAACAUCGAAGUUUGUGUGGAAAUUGAAACUCACCCAAGAGGCGCCCGUCAGUCCAGUUUAAGUAGCGUCCUGUCCAGCCGAAGCCUGUCAGCCGAGUCUCUGGGACACCCCCAGGACUGCCCAUGUGCCUCAGAGCUGGAAGAAAGGCGAGGACGGGGAGAGGAGACGUUCGGAAGAGAGAAACCAGGAGGAAGCGAAGGAAUUGUUUUUUCGGCUUUUGAAACUGUCGAUGUAUGAGGAACCAUCGGAGCAGGUUUUGUACUCGACUUAGUCAGGUUUUAUGGAAACACUCAUUUCUGAGAUGGACCUUAGAGUUCUCAGCCAAGGUCACCGCUUUCUGCUUCAGUGACGGUACCUUCCACAAGAUGCCUUCGCCCUCCAAUCUCUAAGGACUUUGUGGGAUCUAGGAGAGCCAGAGAGAGAGAGAGAGAAAAGAUGAAUGUGAACGGAUGAGCAUGAGACUAUAAUAUAAAAACCGUAAAGCAGACUGGAAAGAAUAAUAGGUAGCUAGUUCCGACUGUUUUUUUCUAUGUUAGCCUUCCUGAAACAAACUACCUUAUGCUCCUUCUGUUUUUAAAUCUUUUCUUUUUCAUCUAACUGUUCUCUUUUAUUCACUUUUACCUGCAGUGGACUUCCUCAAACACAAACAUGAUUUGUUUUAUUGGGGAAUACGAAUCCAAAAAUGUUCUUGGCGACGGGUUAACGUAGAAUGUUUUAAAAGAUGCAGGAAGAAAAGAGAAUAUGGCCACAGUUCCCAGGUGAAUUGGAGAGUUUUAAACAUGCAUGUACGCCUAUAGCCACUGUUUUUAUUAUUAUUAUUAUUAUUGGAAUAAUACAUGUUCUCUGACAAUGUUCACUAAGUUGAAUAAAGGGGCUUAGAAACACAAGGGAUUAUACAUUUAACCACAGAUCCACAGUCUUCCAUAAAAGCCAUUUAGGCACAGUGACCUUUUUUUUCAUUGCUGUCGUCGUGCAGCUUUCAGCUUUCAAGAAGACGGUUUUUUUCCACUGAAGAAAAAGGAUGAUGCCUUUUUUCUAACGGAGGACUACUCUGCAGCAGCAACGCCUCAGUACCACCACUGCACUGCAUAUUCCAACACACUAACAGGUCCACGUGCACAGGAAUCCACGCCGCUGCAGUACAGUUUGAGCGUUACAAUAGAAACUCAUCCCGAGCAUCAGAAUCACAACAGCAGCAUGCCAUAGCAGGCUAAACAUAUCCCUUCAAGAUGAUUCGCGAGGGACUAUACGACUACAUGCACUGCUUCCUGUGUGGGAAAUAAUUGCAACGGGAAUCUUAAGACUUGACGUGGAAACAUAUGUGCUGGGGUUUUUGAAGAGAAAAUGAAUAAAGAUUUCACCCUGAAGGAGAGAUCCAAA
Messenger RNA from Austrofundulus limnaeus, 1793 nucleotides. Its product is annotated as E3 ubiquitin-protein ligase RNF19B. Gene Ontology annotation, molecular function: ubiquitin-protein transferase activity; zinc ion binding. The record is from RefSeq and is a predicted model, not a curated record. Gene Ontology annotation, biological process: protein ubiquitination. Lineage: Eukaryota; Metazoa; Chordata; Actinopteri; Cyprinodontiformes; Rivulidae.